Molecule: messenger RNA, 951 nt
Organism: Prorocentrum cordatum
Lineage: Eukaryota; Dinophyceae; Prorocentrales; Prorocentraceae
Source: the annotation of a GenBank genome assembly
AUGCCCGUGCCUGGGGGAGCCUCGGGCGGCGACGCGGGAAGCGGCCUGCUCCUGCACUGGGGUCGGUCGGCCCCUGCCUCCUGCUCCUCGCCCUCCGCGUUCUCCCCUCGCCUCCUUGUCCUCCUCCUCCUCCUCCUCCUCCUCCAGACGUCUCCUCCUCCUCCUUCUCCUCCAGUCGUCUCCUCCGUCCUCCGUCCCCCUCCUCCCCCUCCCGCUGCUGUCUCCCCUGCGGAGGGGCGAAUCGGGCCCACGGCCGAUCCACGUCCCGUCCCCCAGCCGUGCUCCAGGUCCCGAGGCAGGCCCACGGAUCGGACGGCGCCGGGGGCCAACUGCGCAGGCUCCCGCGGAGCAGGCGCGCCGAGGGUGCCCGGGUCCCUGGCCUCCUCCCGCAGGAACAGCGGCGCAGGGCGCAGGGGGCGUGGCCGUCUUCGGCGUGGCGGCUGCUCCCCGCCGAGCAAGAGCGAGCGCGACUUCGACCUCGGCAGCGUCGCCUCCGAGGACGACGACUCCGAGCUGCCAGCCGAGGUGCCACGGCUCCUGGAGAGGAUGAAUAGGGCCAGCGAAGAGGUGAAUUGCUUCGAGACGCUCGCUGCAGAGGCGAGGGCGCGCUACAGGAGGCGCGUGUUGCGGUUCGAGCGGCUGUACGCCAGGAUGCGCGGGGAGCACGGCGUGGCUUUCGACUCCGCGAAGCCGUUGUUCCGCGAGGCGGCGCCGCGCCGCGUGGACCACGGCGGCCCGGCGGCGGAGGAGCUCGCGGCCUGCUUCCGGGCGCUGCAGCGCCACCACGCCGGCCUGGCCCGGGAGCAGGAGCUCAUAGACAGGCUGACCCGGCGUGGGCGCGCCGCCAAGGGCGCGUACCUCGCGUCGAUGCGGCAGCUGGAGGCCAUCAGCGAGAGGGAGCACGCGCGCAGGCGAGGCGCCCUAGGCGCCGCAGCGGAUGUGGUGGCGUGA